Molecule: messenger RNA, 414 nt
Organism: Melanaphis sacchari
Lineage: Eukaryota; Metazoa; Arthropoda; Insecta; Hemiptera; Aphididae
Exons: 4
Coding region: 11-352 (113 amino acids)
Source: RefSeq, a predicted model, not a curated record
UACCUGUUUUAUGUUUGUCAUUGUCACAGUGACUGUGACGCGGGACACGUGUAUUUGCAAGUCGUCAAACGCACACAUUAUGGAAGCCAACAAUCACAACAUUCACAGCUCGUUGAAUGAAUGGGGUUCUUUGGAUUUAACGAGAAGAUCGACAGAUCAAAAUUUGAAUACAAUACAAAAUCAAAAUUCACAAGAGGAGUCUGUACGUAGUUCUACAAAUCAACGUAUGGAACAGACUGAAUCAGAUAGUGUAGAACAGAGAUCUACAAAUGCUACAAAUGGCCGUCGGCGAAUAAAUUAUACCCGGCGAACUUACAUUCGGCGAAUAAACCGACCUCCAAUUGAAGAGUAAAUAAAAUAUAUAAUGACAACAUCAUAUAUAUUUUUGUAUUUAUUAUUAAUUUUUAUUUUAAA